ACUCAGAGUUAACCAAAGAGAACACAAAACACAGCCCUCAGCUCCCUUUAGUCCUUUACAUAUAUACACCACUCCUUACAUAGAAAGAAAGAAAGAUGGGUAGAGCUCCUUGCUGUGACAAAGCUAAUGUUAAGAAAGGGCCAUGGUCGCCAGAGGAAGAUGCAAAACUUAAAGAUUUCAUUGAGAAAUAUGGGACUGGUGGAAACUGGAUUGCUCUCCCCCAGAAAGCUGGUCUAAAGAGAUGCGGGAAGAGCUGCAGAUUAAGAUGGUUGAACUAUCUGCGCCCCAAUAUCAAGCAUGGCGAAUUCUCUGAUGAAGAAGACAGAAUUAUUUGCACCUUGUACGCCACCAUUGGAAGCAGGUGGUCAAUAAUAGCAGCACAAUUACCUGGAAGGACAGACAAUGAUAUCAAGAACUACUGGAAUACCAAGCUUAAGAAAAAGCUUAUGGGGAUGAUGAUUUUCCCGUCUUCUUCCACCGGUUACAAUAAGAGGAAAUCGCCAUUGUUUCCGGCGACCACUAUCACUCCUUCUACGGUUGUCCCGUUUCAGCCUCCGCCGCCACCCCCGCCGCCGCAAUCCAUAUUUUCUCUUUACACACCGACUAUCCGGUCCCCAUUUUCCACCCUGGAUUCCCUGUCCUCAAUCCCAAAUUUCCUGUGCGAUAAUAAUAACACAAUUUCUCUGGGGGCUCCCAAUAAUGGCGCCUUCCAUCAUCAAGGACAAAACCAGGGUUUCUUGAACCCCAUGCAGUAUACUAGCCCCGCCAACAGUAACCCACAUUUUCUCAUGUUCGGCGGCGGCGGCGGCGCCGAGCCCGCCAGUGGCUCCUCCUCCUCCGACGGGAGCUGCAUUAAACCAAACCCGCCGGAAAUCAUCAAGCAAGAGCCCGACCUGCUGGGGAACUGUUUCCAGGCGCAAAUCGUCUCCCCUCCCACUGCAAACGCUUUCUUCGACGUCGACCAGAUUCAAACCCAGAAAUUCUUCGUCGAUUACACCCACCACGUCGCCGCCGCCGAAACCCCGCCGUCCGACGAGCACCAUUUCUUCAGCAACGGCGGACAUUUCGCCACCCCCGGCGGCUCCGCCACAACUACUCCUACUCCUCCUCCUCCGCCGGUGAAUAACAACAACAAUCAGGUGCAAUAUGACCUUGAAGUUGUUACGCAGCUGGUGAGCAGCGGCAAUAAUGGCGGCCAUGAAAGCAAUAACAAUGACGGGUUCUAUUUGUUCAACGAUGAAAGCAAGACGGAUCAUGAGAGGGGGAUGUACUACUAUUACUACAACUGAUCUCAUCAUAAACAGUACAAAUAUCAUAAAGAUUUGCAGAGAGCGAUCCAGCGGCGAAUUGCAUGCAGAUUCAUACAUAUUUUCGAGGAAGAUCAAUGGGCUUUCUGUUCUUGUAUUAGCUUAGCCAGUUUAUUUAUUAUAAUGAGCAUUGAAUUAAAUUCCCACCCCCCCCCAAAAAACAAAAAAAACUUUGUUCUUCCUUAAUAAUAUACUCCUUUCAAUCUUUCA
Ipomoea nil (Japanese morning glory) is the source of this 1517-nucleotide messenger RNA. RefSeq names its product transcription factor MYB44-like. Bases 96 to 1289 code for a protein of 397 amino acids. The record is from RefSeq and is a predicted model, not a curated record. Lineage: Eukaryota; Viridiplantae; Streptophyta; Magnoliopsida; Solanales; Convolvulaceae. The transcript is spliced from 3 exons.